AUGGAGAACGGCAACGGGAACAACCUGGCCAUCAACGCCGCCCAGUGGUCUUUGGCAGGGAAAACACUGGUCAACGGUGGCACCAAGGGAAUUGGAUACAAUUCUAUAAAAAUUAUGCAAAUUCGGGGCGACCGUCCAGUCCACACCUGCGCACGCAAAGAUGCGGAUCUCCACAAGUGCCUGCGCGAGUGGCAGGCGAAGGGGUUCAGGGUAAACAACGCAGGCACGGGGUUCGUGAAACCCAUGGCGCUCAUAACCCCUGAGGAGUACAAGUUCAUCAUGAGCACCAAUGUGGACUCUACCUUCCACAUGUCUCAGCUCGCCUACCCUCUUCUCAAGGAUUCCGGCGGCGGCGCCGUCGUCGAUAACUCCUCUCUCGCCGGCAUACUCGGAAUCGACAACUUCUCCAUCUAUGGCACCGCCAAAGCAGCUAGCGGUGAACCAGAUGACGAGGAACAUGGCCUGCGAGUGGGCGAUUGA
Messenger RNA from Zingiber officinale, 480 nucleotides. Its product is annotated as tropinone reductase homolog At2g29170-like. The record is from RefSeq and is a predicted model, not a curated record. Lineage: Eukaryota; Viridiplantae; Streptophyta; Magnoliopsida; Zingiberales; Zingiberaceae. Gene Ontology annotation, molecular function: oxidoreductase activity. The coding region runs from base 1 to 480 and encodes 159 amino acids. The transcript is spliced from 4 exons.